AAAGAAAAGCAGGUAAUGUGAGGCAGGAGAAGGCGGCAAAAAGAGAGAAAAACAAGAAGAGCCUCUUCCCCUCUUUUCUCACAAAAAAGAACUAAAGUUUCCUUGUGUGGGAAUUGGGUUUUGGCUUGCAUACAUCAUAUAUAGCCACCAUAUAUCACCAAAACAAACAGAAAUUUCUUUUUUCAAACAAAGAUAUACUACUACUACUAGCCUACAAAAGUCUAAAAACACCAUUAUUAUAAUUUUUUGUUACUAGUGCUCAAGUAUAUUAUAUAUAAAACAUUAUGUUUUCCAAAAUAUUUCAAGAGCAAGAAAUCUCUUCCCUCCAUUGAGAGAGUUCCUUCUACACAAGAAACAAAAACUACAAAGAAUAUAACUUCAUUCAAUCAGUUUUUGUUACACUUACAAAGAUGCUUUCUGUUAUAUGCAUUCUCUUGUUUUGUUUGUUAAUCUCUUUUUCCCCACAAAUUACAGUUUCCCUUAAUGUCACACUUCCUCAUCAACAUCCUUACCCUGAAGCUGUGGUUCAACAAGUACAAAGGAAGGUGAACGAAUCGAUAUAUAGGAGGCAACUAUUGGACACCACCAUAAAUGCCCAAUGCCAAACAGGUAACCCAAUUGACGAUUGCUGGCGCUGCGAUCCAAAUUGGUCUAAAAACCGGCAGCGCCUUGCAGAUUGCGCUAUUGGCUUCGGUCAGGGCGCAAUCGGAGGUAAAAACGGCAAAUACUACGUCGUUUCCGAUUCCUCCGACGCCGACGUCGUAAAUCCAUCUCCGGGAACUCUUCGGUACGCCGUAAUCCAGGAAGAACCACUCUGGAUCAUCUUCUCUGGUGACAUGUUCAUAAAAUUGAAACACGAACUCAUUGUUAACAGUUACAAAACCAUCGACGGCCGGGGAGCAAAAGUUCACAUUACCGGCAAUGGAUGUAUAACGUUGCAGUAUAUUAGCAAUGUGAUUAUACACAAUAUUCAUAUUUACAAUUGUCUUCCGUCGGGGAAUACUGAUAUACGGUCGACACCAUCUCAUGUCGGUCACCGGGGUAGAUCGGACGGCGACGGGAUCUCGAUAUUUGGGUCACGGAAUAUAUGGAUUGAUCAUUGUGCUUUAUCGCAUUGUACUGAUGGCUUAAUUGACGCUAUUAUGGGGUCCACUGGUAUUACUAUCUCUAAUAGCUAUUUCACUCACCAUGAUGAAGUUAUGCUAUUGGGACAUGAUGAUAGAUACUCGCCUGACACUGGAAUGCAGGUGACAAUAGCAUUCAAUCAUUUUGGAGUAGGGCUAGUACAAAGAAUGCCAAGGUGUAGAAGAGGAUAUAUACAUGUAGUCAACAAUGAUUUUACUGAAUGGCAAAUGUAUGCAAUUGGAGGAAGUGCUAAUCCUACUAUUAAUAGUCAGGGCAAUCGAUAUACUGCGCCCGUCGAUGCAAAUGCUAAAGAGGUGACAAAGCGCGUGGAUACAGACGAGGAGGAGUGGAGUGGUUGGAACUGGAGAACAGAUGGAGACGUAAUGGUAAAUGGAGCAUUUUUUGUGCCAUCAGGUGAAGGAGGACUUAGCAACCAAUACGCGAAAGCGUCGAGCGUGGAGCCCAAAUCCGCUGUUAUUAUUGAUCAACUUACUCUCAAUGCCGGUGUUUUUGGGGCCCCCAGAGAUAAUAGUAUUAGUAUAUCAUAUGGAGGAGGGACCACCACCGGAGCUAGGGGGAGCGGCGGUGGUGGGUCCACCGGCGCCGGCGAUGAUAGUGACUUCUUUGGAAUGAUAUUUGGGAACGGCGCACCAGAAAAAUUAUCAACAACCGCUUAUACUAUCUUAUUAUCUGUUUUAAUUAUUUUAAUUUUGUACACCAACCAAUUAUUAUUACUCUUACUAUAGCAUUUUUUAUUUUUUUUAAUAGGUGAGAAUAAUAUUAUUAUAAUUAUUCAAGAAAGAAUCAAAAGUGAAUAAGAAAAAAUAUUGCAAUUUGACAAAGAUCACUCUCAAGGGUCCUAAUUUUUCUUUGUACAUAAUUGAUUGAUAGGAAUGUCAAAUAGAGGAAUU
Solanum dulcamara is the source of this 2036-nucleotide messenger RNA. RefSeq names its product probable pectate lyase 13. The record is from RefSeq and is a predicted model, not a curated record. Bases 411 to 1871 code for a protein of 486 amino acids. NCBI's taxonomy places the organism in Eukaryota, Viridiplantae, Streptophyta, Magnoliopsida, Solanales, Solanaceae. The transcript is spliced from 5 exons. Gene Ontology annotation, molecular function: pectate lyase activity.